UUCAGGCGAGCCAAUCCUGCUGCACCCCCGCCUCUCCCACCCCGCCCAUCCGGGGGUCCCCCCCGUCCCCGCCCCGGCCGGGGGCCGUGCGUGCUGACGUCACGCGCGUGCGGGCCGGUGCGGACUUGCCUCCCGGCUGGCCGGGAGUCAGUGCGCGGGAGCUGAGCUGAGCGACCCUAGUCCUCGGCCCGUAAACGCCGCUCGCCUCGCUCUGCAUGGUGGAUCUGCUUCUCCAGUGUCCUUUCCCGGGUGCUAUGGGGGACCCCUCCAAGAAGAAGCCCGGGACGGCUAUGUGCGUGGGCUGCGGGAGUCAAAUCCACGACCAGUUCAUCCUGCGCGUGUCACCUGAUCUCGAGUGGCAUGCUGCCUGCCUCAAGUGUGCUGAGUGCAGCCAGUACCUGGACGAGACGUGCACGUGCUUCGUGCGAGACGGGAAGACCUACUGCAAGCGGGACUAUGCGCGGCUCUUCGGCAUCAAGUGCGCCAAGUGCCAGGUGGGCUUCAGCAGCAGCGACCUGGUGAUGCGCGCACGCGAUAGUGUGUUCCACGUGGAAUGCUUCCGCUGCGCAGUGUGCAGCCGCCAGCUGCUGCCUGGGGAUGAGUUCUCACUGCGGGAGCACGAGCUGCUGUGCCGCGCCGACCACGGGCUCCUGCUCGAGCGCGCUGCGGCCGGUAGCCCGCGCAGCCCCGGCCCGAUCCCUGGAGCGCGCGCCCUGCACCUGCCAGAUCCCGCGUCUGGCCGGCAGCCCGCGCUGCGCCCGCACGUGCAUAAGCAGGCGGAGAAAACGACGCGGGUGCGGACCGUGCUGAACGAGAAGCAGCUGCACACGCUGCGGACCUGCUACGCCGCCAACCCGCGGCCCGACGCGCUCAUGAAGGAGCAGCUGGUGGAGAUGACCGGGUUGAGCCCGCGCGUCAUCCGCGUCUGGUUCCAGAACAAGCGCUGCAAGGACAAGAAGAAGUCGAUCCUCAUGAAGCAGCUGCAGCAGCAGCAGCACAACGACAAGACGAGCCUCCAGGGCCUGACCGGGACGCCGCUGGUGGCCGGUAGCCCCAUCCGACACGACAGCGCCGUGCAGGGCAGCGCCGUGGAGGUGCAGACGUUCCAGCCUCCCUGGAAGGCGCUCAGCGAGUUCGCGCUGCAGAGUGACCUGGACCAGCCGGCCUUCCAGCAGCUGGUCUCCUUCUCCGAGUCUGGCUCCCUGGGCAACUCCUCCGGCAGCGACGUGACCUCCCUGUCCUCGCAGCUCCCGGACACCCCCAACAGUAUGGUGCCGAGCCCCGUGGAGACGUGAGCGGACCCCCGCCGGACCUCGCAUGCACCCCGCAUGAGACCCAGCUCAGGCCAUGCCAGCUCGAGUCCUGUCUCCGUCAUCAUUGAGAGCGGACCGAGGGGAAAACCCCACCGUCAGGCCUGCGAAGCGCCAGGACAUUGCCUGCCUGCAGCCAGUCGGAGACCCCGCUCCCAGGACUUUUUAUUUUUUCCAAAACCAGAACCUGGGAUCCACCAGGGUUAGCGCUGCCCCUCCCUUCCCGUGCUCCUCGAGGCCCCGCCCACAUGCGGACCGCUUGGAGAACAGCGGUCCCUGAGGUCCCAGAGGAGCAGACACGUGGCCCCACGCGCAUGAUUGCUGGAAAAGUAGGACUGGACUUUCCUUACACGCGUGUUAAAUUAUCAGUCGACGGAGGACAGAGUGUGAGCCUUUGCCGAACAAACGUAAGUUAUUGUUAUUUAUUGUGAGAACAACCAGUUCAUAGUGGACGAAUAUUUUGAUCUUAAUAAAAAAUGAU
Chinchilla lanigera (long-tailed chinchilla) is the source of this 1791-nucleotide messenger RNA. RefSeq names its product ISL LIM homeobox 2 (gene Isl2). Lineage: Eukaryota; Metazoa; Chordata; Mammalia; Rodentia; Chinchillidae. Gene Ontology annotation, biological process: axonogenesis; neuron fate specification; positive regulation of transcription by RNA polymerase II. The transcript has 6 exons. Gene Ontology annotation, molecular function: DNA-binding transcription factor activity, RNA polymerase II-specific; cis-regulatory region sequence-specific DNA binding. Bases 216 to 1295 code for a protein of 359 amino acids. Gene Ontology annotation, cellular component: nucleus. The record is from RefSeq and is a predicted model, not a curated record.